This is a messenger RNA of Oncorhynchus kisutch (coho salmon), 10316 nucleotides long. RefSeq names its product rho GTPase-activating protein 23. NCBI's taxonomy places the organism in Eukaryota, Metazoa, Chordata, Actinopteri, Salmoniformes, Salmonidae. Gene Ontology annotation, biological process: signal transduction. Bases 1283 to 6868 code for a protein of 1861 amino acids. Gene Ontology annotation, molecular function: protein binding. The record is from RefSeq and is a predicted model, not a curated record. The transcript has 24 exons.
GAGAGAGAAACUGUGUGGGUGGGUACAGUGGUGGAGCAUGUGUUUUGGAGCAUGGGGGGUGGGUUGUUGUGUGUGAGUUGAGUGCCGGGAUCAUAGCGGUGUCACUGUGCCUGUGUCUCUUUCACACAUACACCAAGCGCCACUCAACUCCCUCUACAAUCACAGGGCAGGACAGAGCCACAGGGACCUGCUGUUGAAUUUAGGCCUACCACAUCAUCAGCCUACAGUUGAAAACUCCAUCCGGACUUCAAGAGUGGAGCACGGUGUCGGGGGCCCGGCCCUCAGUGUUCACAUUGUACAUGUUGGAUGUUGUGUGUGUGUUUUUGGCUCUCUGUCAGAAAAGUGGAUUUUGAGUGACAGAUUGGAAUGGAUCCCACGGAGCGGAGGGCAGAAAGGAGGGAGCAGAGGAGUGAGAGCGUAAACGUGGGACAGAGACGGAACAAAGGAUGGAUUGGUAGAAGUGAAGCCGGACAACGAGCUGGAGGCUGACAAAAGGAGGAAAGAGAGAGAGAGAGAGUCAGGAAGAGAGAAACAAAGAGAGAGAGAGCGAGAGAGGGAGGGAGGAGAGAGGGAGGGAGGAGAGACAGAGGAGCCAGCCCUCUAGCUGUGACAGUUUGUGUGUUAGGGGGGUUGACAGACACAGUGGCUUUGUGUCCUGCUGAACACCGCUGGACAGGACACUGCUGUGCUGAGAGAGGAGAGGCACUGUCAGUUAGUCUGUCAGUCACUUUGUCAGUCAGUCAGUCAGUCAGACCGUCUGUCUGUCUGUCUGUAGGGAAACCAGACCUCUCUGCUACCACACACACUCCGGCGUACAUCUGCUUUCCAGGACUUCUUUGAUAUCUUCUCAGGGCACAGGACGCCCCACCACGGCCCCCGCCAGCGUGUGUGUGAGCGUGUGUGUUUGCCUUGGAAAGCUCCUUUACGUCCUUGGAGGUCAGGAGUUUGAGACUGGGAUAUGGGACUAAAAGCAGGUAUCUUUGGAGACGUGCCAGCAUUGGGAUGAGAGGAACGCAGAGGAGAACAGGGGACUAGACUGAACUGGUUGGAACUAUUGGUUGAUUUUUUUCUUCAGGGAUGAUCUUGGCCCAUCUGAAGAGCUACUCAGCCCUCUUGGUUUCUGCUUUCACUGCUUGUUUUAUCUCCAUGGAUUGGUGCUGACAGUAGGAUUUGGCCAGAGAGGAUGCAUGUGUUACUCUGACACCUGCGUCGUUUACUGUAAAAUAGCGCGUUUGUGCGAUAGUGUCAAGACUUUGCCCGUGUGUGUGUGUGUGUGUGGCCCAUGUUGGCAUCAGGUCGGCCCGUGUCGGGUAAUCUCUGCGCCCCAAUGCCCGCGGCUAUGCCCCCCUACCCUGCUUUGCCAGCUGAGUCAGAGUGGUGCUUCCAGAAUCCCGUAGGGGUGGACUGUAGUGCCGCCGAGCCUCGCUGCAUCUGGUUGGCAGUGCUGCGUGGUGCCCCCUUGCCCUCACCUUCGCCCCCCACCAUGAGGCCAGUCCUGGUCGGCAGUGGGCACGGCUGCACCAGCAGGGCCCUGCAACGUUCUCACCAGCCCAGGGCAAAGGGGUGGAGAGAUGGGCUCUCCUCGGCAGGCGACAACCCUCGGCCUGCGAUGGGGGCGCGAGGAGAGGGCGUCGCCGUUGGCUGGCAAGGCCCCCGGACGCUACUACUCCAGAAGAACUCUCAGGGCUUCGGCUUCACGCUGCGCCACUUCAUCGUCUACCCACCAGAGUCUGCCCUGCACACCAGCCUCAAGGACGAGGAGAACGGGAAUGGGAAGGGGAGAAGUAGAUUGGAGCCAAUGGACACCAUAUUUGUCAAGAAUGUGAGAGAGCGAGGUCCCGCUCACCAGGGUGGCUUGUGUACAGGGGAUCGGCUGGUGAAGGUGAAUGGAGAGAGUGUCCUGGGGAAAACUUACUCCCAGGUGAUCGCCCUCAUACAGAACAGUGAGAGUGUGUUGGAGCUCUCUAUAAUGCCAAAAGGUGAAGACGUGCUGCAGCUGGUAAGUGCAUACUCCCAGGAUGCCUACCUGAGGGGCAACGAGCCUUACACAGGGGGAGCCCGGAAUCUUCCGGUACCCCCGCCCCUCUGCUACGCUCCCCGCACCAAGUCCCAGCCUCCCGCCGGGGCCCCGGCCCCCAUGGGCCAGAACCAGCUGGACAACUGGAGCCGCUGGGCAGGCUCCGCCAGCCCCUUGUCCCCCCUGGACAACCGCUCCACCGUGGGCAGCCCGGCCAGCUGGCAGGAGGGACUGGGCGGAGAGCUGGGGGGCGUGUGCCACAGUAGCCCCCCCUACAGGACAGAGGAGAUCCAGUACGGUGUGACCGGGCAGCAGCCUACGGGACAGACCAGGGGCCGCUCCUACUCCUCAUCUUCUUCUUCAGGAGGGCCCCUCAGCAGCCCUCUGCAUGUCCAUUAUGUCAACCACAAUGCUGCUGGCACUGCCACCACCGCCUCUCAGCCCCAGAAAGGCAGCCAGGCCUGGGCCAGCCCUCCCCAGCCGAGCCCCAGCCGCAGCCAGCACUGCCAACAGGCCCUGUCUGAGUGGUACUACAGCCAAGCUGCUGAGCAGCGUCAGGGCCGCAGUGGCAGCAUGCACCAACGCCACCGCAGCUACUCUCAGGACAGGCUGUGUGAGACAGGCCCUGGGUGCCACCGCCGGGGUCCGGGCGGCUGGCCCCACAGCGCCUCCCAGGACACCCUGAUGCUACUGCAGCAGUCGGGCCCCGGCCCCCACGGGGACCCUUCUUGGACAUACGGAGACUGGGAGGGGGCCCGGGACCAGAGUCACCCCUCCUCCUACGGCAGCAGAGCCCGGUCGGAGAGCCUGCUGGUACAGUACGACCGCUAUGGCCGUUCGCUGGAGAUGUUGGAGUCGCCCCGUUCCGAGAGGCCCGCCUGGCUGCAGCAGGCCUCACAGCAAGCACCCAGGACUGAGGCCUACCAGAGGCAGGGGAACCAUUACGGUGUCGCACCGGCCCCCUCUAUGGGCCGACAAGCACAGCCGCACCACAAAACCACCCCCCAACCCCACUCACAGUCUCACUCACAGCCCCAGCCCCAACAACCAGCCCCCCAGAGCAGACGUCUGCCCACCGGACAGAGCCUGGAUGACCAGCCAGUAGGUUACCGCAGCUACAGCCCCUCCUUCAACCGCAAGACAGGCCGCAUCAUGCAGCAACCCUCCUUCAGGGACCCCUCCUACCUUGGCCCCCACCUCAGCUGGGCCCCCACCCCCAAAACCAGCCCCCCAGAGGGUGUUGUCCCCUCAGUUCCAUCCCCCCUGGCCUCCACCACCCCCGAGCCCCUUGACAGGGCCUACCGCCCCACCAACCAUGAGAGAGGGGCAGUGGAAGGCCAGGCGGAGGUGCUAGCUCAGACCCAGGAAGUCAAACUGAGACAGAAACCCCCCACGGGACGAAGGAGCGCCCACGCCAUGCGCCACCCCCACUACACCCUGCCUGUAGAUGGCACAGAACCCCCUGUGUUCCCCCCUGACCCCCACGACACUGCCCCUGCCCCUCGCCCCUCAGGAGAUGGUGCCCCGCACCGUACCAAUGGCAACCUGGCCCCCCUGUCUGUAGAGGAUGACGCAAUGGCAUCCAUUCCCUUUAUAGAUGAGCCGACGAGCCCCAGCGCUGACCUCCGUGCCCGCCACGUACCCGCCUCCUCCGUGGUGUCCAGCGGCAUGAGCUCAGCGCCCGCCAUCGUCACCAGCCCCGCCUCCCCCACCUUCACCUUCCCCCUAACCAGGCUCUUCUCACACGACUGCAGCAGUAUUAAAUCCAGUCGCCGUUCCUCCUAUCUUCUAGCCAUCACCACGGAACGCUCCAAGUCAUGUGACGAGGGACUCAACACCUUCAGGGGAGAGGAGGGCCGCGUCUUCUCGAGGCUGCCAAAGAGAGUGAAGAGUUUCUUCACUGAUGGGUCUCUGGACAGUCUGGGGGCAGCGGAGGAGGUGCGCUCCAAACGCCACUCCACCUCAGAGCUGGGCAGCAUCAGCUACAGUGACAUAUGGAGAGAGGGAUGGCUGCACUACAAACAGAUCCUCACGGAGAAGGGCAAGAAGGUGGGCAGCGGCAUGCGUCCGUGGAGGCGGGUCUUCUCGGUGUUGCGCUCCCACUCGCUCUUCCUCUACAAGGACAAGCGGGAGGCGGUCCUGCGGGGCGCCACUCUGGGAGGCGAUGCCGACGAGGAGCAGCCAAUCAGCAUCCGGGGCUGCCUGGUGGACAUAGCGUACAGCGAGACCAAGCGCAAGCACGCACUGCGUCUGACCACUCAGGACUUUUGUGAGUACCUGCUGCAGGCCGAGGACAGAGAGGACAUGCUGGACUGGAUCAAGGUCAUCAGUGAGAACAGCAAGACCGACAAUGAGGAGCUGGGAUUCUCAAGACAGGCUCUGAUCAGUAAGAAGCUCAAUGACUACAGGAAACAGAGUCCAACAGGCAACAAGCCGGACUCCUCGCCCAGGGUGUCCCGUGCCAAGCCGUCCUUCCUGCUGGCCAAGAUGGAGAACGCUGCCGGGGCGCCGCGCUCACCCAAACCUGAGGGCAAAGAUGAGAGCAGCCCCCCUAAGUCACCAUGGGGGAUCAACAUCAUGAAGAAGUCCAAGAAGUCAGCGCCCAAGGCUUUUGGAGUGCGGCUAGAAGACUGCCAGCCAGCCGCCAACAACAAAUUCAUCCCUAUGAUCGUGGAGAUCUGCUGUGGGCUGGUGGAGGAGAUGGGUCUGGAGUACACCGGCAUCUACAGGGUCCCAGGGAACAACGCAGUGGUGUCCAGCCUUCAGGACCAGCUCAACAAGGGGUCGGACAUCAACCCUGCAGAGGAGAAAUGGCAGGACCUGAACGUGAUCAGCAGCUUGCUCAAGUCUUUCUUCAGGAAACUUCCGGAGCCCCUCUUCACUGACGAUAAGUACAAUGACUUCAUCGACGCUAACCGGAUGGAGAAUGCCGGGGACCGGCUAAAGACCAUGAAAAAACUGAUCCGUGACUUACCGGACCAUUACUACCACACUCUCAAGUUCCUGGUUGGCCAUCUGAAGACGGUAGCCGACCACUGUGAGAAAAACAAGAUGGAACCUCGCAACUUGGCCCUGGUGUUCGGGCCCACGCUGGUGCGGACGUCUGAAGACAACAUGACAGACAUGGUGACUCACAUGCCUGACCGCUACAAGAUAGUCGAGACGCUCAUCCAACACUAUCUCUGGUUUUUCAGUGAGGACCUGGACAAGGAUGAGAAGACUCCAGUAGACACGAAGGACCUGGUGCCUGCCCCCAAUAUCGACCACUUGCUCUCCAACAUUGGCAAGACCGCUCUGCUAGGGGAGGCGUCAGACUCAACCAACAGUGACUCAGCUAAAUCUAAGGGUUCGUGGGGGUCAAAGCGAGACCUCACUGCCAAGGACUUUCUGACCCUGUCCAUCAUGUCCGCCGUCACCGGACGCAAGCGCAGGAAUCGCCACAACGGCCACCUCGUGGGCAGCAGCACAGACGACGACUCGGAGCACGAGCCAAUCAAAGCCAGCCACCUGGGGGUGGAGGAGGGAGAAGAGGCGGGGUUGGUGGUGGCAGGAGCAGACACCGCCCCACGAGCAGAGGGAGAGGAGGAGGAGGAAGAUGAUGAGGAGGAGGAGGAGGAGGAAGAAGAAGAAGAAGAGUCUGUAGUAGAGAGAGUGAGAGUGCCGGUGGAGGUAAAGGAGGUGGUAGUUCCCAGCAUGCCGUGCGGUGGUGAGAAAAAGAAAGCAGGGCAGACGGUGAUGCUGCUCCCUGAGGAAGAGGCAGUGACGUCAGAGGUGAAGGGCAGGGCGUGGCGGGGGCCAGAGGACGCUCGUUCUAUCGUCUCCGGUUACUCCACCCUCUCCACACUGGGGCGGAGCCUGGCAUCUGAGGGACGGUGUGAUGAAGCUGACGACGAGCGCAGUGAGCUGGUGAGCGAGACGGACAAUGAGAGCGGAUUCGCCUCGCGCUCCCUUACCCAGGAGAGACCUGAGAAACACCCCCCUGCAUCCAUUACACCCACACUCACACCCCCUACCCCCACACAGACCCCCACACAACCCCCCACAGCAGGACAACGAAGCUUCCUCUACACACACUACAAACCCCACCCUGUCUCUGCCACACCCCAGCACACCACCCCCACCCCCUCCACACACACUCAGGACCCUGGGGAGAGGAGCGAGGGUGGGGCGCGAUCCACCACCCCCUCCUCCUCCUCCUUCUCGUCGUCCUCCACCACCCACAGACUGCACACCCGGCCCUCCUUCAACUCCCACAAGCUGAUCCAAUGUGACACGCUGGCCAGGAAGAAGCUAAAGGACAGAGGGAAGACCAAGGCUCGUUCUCUGGACCUGCUGGACCUCCCUGGGCCUUCAGGAGAAGAGGAGGGAGCUGGGGCACCAGGGGCCCAGAGGGACCGAUCCAGGACCAACCCUUCCACAGGGAGCAGCCAGGAGAGCCUACGUCCACCCCGGCCCAAAGAACCUCUGCCGCCCAGCGAGGCUGCCUCUUUCACCCCCAGCGGGACAGGGCAGGGUCAGGGGCGAGGGUCUCUGGCUGACCAGGUGCGUGCGCGCCUGCUGGGCUCGGCUGAUGACCUGCGUAUCGUGGGGCUGAGGAAGCCACUCUCCCCGGAGACGAGGAGGAAGAGACGGGCCUGGAGAAGACACACUGUGGUGGUCUCACCUACCGAGACUGGCGACAAGAGGCCUGCGCUAGCCACCAACAUGUUCCCCAUGUCGCCGGCCACUUCCAAACCACAGGAGUCACCCCUCGACCCCCAGGAGCUUGACCCAAGACAUUCUCUUCCCCUGGGCCAGAAUCCCCCCGCCACACGCCGAGCACCAGCCUCCAGGUUCCAUCAGUACCUGUAACUAUGGACAGAGACUGAUAGGCCUGUAAAUUACAAGGCCUCUGGCCUCCCUCUCAAAGUCUCCCUCCCCUGAGCUGCUGAGCCAGGGUCUACUGUCUCAGAGGGUCAGAUAGUGCUGACCCCAGGUCAGUUGCAUGACGGCAGUGAGUAGUGGACAGCAGAGCCACAGACAGACACAAGGGAUCUUAUGACAGGUCUGAUAACAGUUUUCGGCCUCCAGUCUACUCACGCUCCCUUUUCAUUUGUUUCAGCUCCGUUUGCAUGGCAAAGGGAAUUCCAGUAUUUGCCAAAGCUUUUUUUUGUGUGGUUUAAAUAAAAAAUAAAAUAAUGCUAAACUGCAAUGGGACGGACGGACGGACGGACGGACGGACGGACGGACGGACGGACGGACGGACGGACGGACGGACGGACGGACGGACGGACGGACGGACGGACGGACGGACGGACGGACGGACGGACGGACGGACGGACGGACGGACGGACGGACGGACGGACAGACAGACAGACAGACAGACAGACAGACAGACAGACAGACAGACAGACAGACAGACAGACAGACAGACAGACAGACAGACAGACAGACAGACAGACAGACAGACAGACAGACAGACAGACAGACAGACAGACAGACAGACAGACAGACAGACAGACAGACAGACAGACAGACAGACAGACAGACAGACGUUGUUGAUGUUAAUGCCAAGAACUCGCCCUCAUGCAGGCAGCAGACACUGUGUUACUGAAUACUCGGAUCCUUCCUGUCCUCUCUGUUGCUUCCUGUCUGACACAGGAAGUGGGCUGUCCUCUCCCAGUGCACAGGGAAGAGCAUGCCAAACCAAGCCUACCCAGGGUUCCUCACAGAGUAACACUUUCAACAGGGCUGUGGGCUCUCUCUCUGUCUUUCUCACAAACACACACAAACUAGCUGAGAGAUCAGCAAGUACACUAUAAGAAGAGUACAGGCAGUAUUAGAAUGUGAGUUAUGAGGGAGAACUCUGUCUAACCUUUGGCCCCAGCACUGACUUCUAUAUCAGUCUUCCUUAAUAUUCUGUUACUGUGACGACCACAGAACAACUGACUCUAACACUCCUCUAGUUGCCAACACACAUAAAUGACAUAACUCUCAUACACACACAUGCUCACACAGCAGUAGUGGUCUGUAACCCAGAUGUUUGUCUGUCUGUACACAUGUGUGUUUGCCUGACAAUACCCGUGAGUAUGUUUGAGUGUGCAGGUGUUUGUGUGUUGGACUAUUUUGUAACAUUUGUACAAAGCCUUGUUAAGUUAACCUUGUAAAUAUAUAUAUUAUUACAUUAUUAUAAUUUUUGUUGUUGUUUUCUUUUUUAUGUUUUACAUAAGUGCACACAGGUGCACCAUCCUUUCCUUCAAGAUGUUACUUGAAAUGUUCCCCUUAAUAUAUUAUUUUUUGUUUUAUAUACAGUGUAUAUUAUAUAUAUUUUUUGGGUAUGAAAAGAAUAAGUACUUUUAUUGUGAUUUGACUUCUCGCAUCCUAAACGCAUCCUAAAGAAGCAUCCGAAAGAAGCAUCCUAAAGAAGCAUCCUAAACCUGACUUAAUUCCCGUUCCUUGUUUCCUCAUAGAUGGCCUUCCUCUGUGACUCACAGUGCUCUAUGCAGAAAUACUUUCUCUCGUUUAGCAAAGAUAGAAUAACUCAUCCAAAUUCUCCAGUCAAAAUCCCUAGGUCUGGCCGUUGUAAUGCCUCUCCAUUUCAUGGCUGGAUAGCAUCCAUUUCCGCAUUUGAAGAAAGAAACAUACUCUCCCCUUGCUGACACUACUAUCUACUUUAUCUAUUUUGCAGCAAGCAGGGCUUUAUCUACUUAAGUCAGAAUAAUGUUUGUAAGCAACUCAGCUCUCUUAUCAAAGAACGGUCACAUACUGUACUCGCAUCAACGUUAUCAUAACUGUCUUUUCAAUUGGAUGAAGUAUUAGUUGGUAAUAAUUUGCUUGACCAAACCUGCAUAUGUGUACCAGAGGAAACAUUUGCUUUCAUCUGAUAGGUGGCAUAGAAAGCUUCAAAAUAUUGACAACAUGCCGUUAAAACGUCAAGGAUUAUAAAUGCAACCUGCAUGUAUACACAAAGUUACGUUUGGUAUACGUCUGUCAAUUAUAUUUCAUUUGUUAUAUUAUCAGGAAUCGUUUUAGUGUGACACCAUCUGCACAUGAUUUUUCAUGUCACAUAUUACAUUUCCGUAAGUUUAGACUCACUCAAGUGAAUGACCACUGUGAGUGGGGUGCUUCAGAAUUCCUGGAUACAAAUGACUGAUUGCAGAAAUGUGGUUACCAUAAGUAGGCAUUUUGGGGUCUGCUGUGUUUCUAGACUUGCAUGCCAUUCUCUUGGCCAUGGUCCAAGAUGAGUUUCCAUUUCCCAAAUACUCUUUAUUACCUGUUCCUCAACCAAUGUCAUAUGGGACUUAUUCUUCGGGUUUGCCUGACAGGAUUUUUCUCAUCAUUAAAUGUAAUUGACUUUUUGUUAGUCUUGUCUUACCUCAAGAGUUGCCCUACAAGUGCCUGAUUUCUGGGGUGUUUUUGUUCUGCAGUGAGUGCCAUGGUCAGUCCUCACCUCCCCCAUUAACCCUCAUUAUUCCAGACUCUCAAAGCCAAAAGCUUCAACCUUCACAUCUAGUUAUAAGCCAGACUGAAUCCAUUAUCUUCUCGUUGCUGUGCUUACAUCUUAGCCGCUGACCCAAAGACGUGUACACGAGCAGCCUCUCUGGGAGGCCAUUAAGAGCAACACUGUCUGGCCAAGGACUUGUCUAUGCAGUCUGUUUGCAUCUAACAAACACUAACAAACACCAGAAUACCCGAUGCUGCAAAGGCGAGGGAAAGCAUAUUGCUCUCACCUGCUUUUCUCGCACACAGAGGUUAUUUCAUGUGGACAGUGUUUUGUAUGGUUCACAUAACAAGCUCUAAGUAAGGGUAAUCAAUACCUAAAACAUGGGAAUAUAGUACCAACUCAUUUGCAUUAGAUUUUGUUUGGUGAACUAACUGUAUAAAUGUAAACUGUAGGAGACAUACAGCUGAGCUUAACAGAGCUGAUCCAAACUGCUCAUGCCUUCAAUGUAAACUGUAGGAGACAUACAGCUGAGCUUAACAGAGCUGAUCCAAACUGCUCAUGCCUUCAUGGAAAAGAUAAAUACAAAAAUUGUAGAACAUUCUGACAACGCUCAAUGUGUGUUUAGGUGUCCGUCUCUUGAAAUGUGACAUAUCUUAUGUUUGUUAUUAUGUCUGAUAAUAUUUUGUACAUAUUGUCUUGAUAUGUAACAUAUUGUAUUGUGUAAAGUACAUUUUGAAUUGCAUUGAGUAAACAAUCUUAUAAGAAAAUGGACUGACUAAAGGUUAUCCACCUGGAACCAUUUUAUUCUAUGGCUUUUUUUCCUUCAAAGCAAGGUUAUACGAUGUAAAUAAACAGAAUUACGUUUUAAAAAUAGAA